AUGAGUUUGGCAAUUCUGUCAGCAGCAAUUGCGCAAAAAGCUGCCAGCAAAUAUCCGAAAUGUGAAGAAGACAAAACAGUGCAGCAGGACGAGGUGUACGUACACCCCCCAGUCCUCCACUUCACCUCCUCCUACAGCCUCCUGCCAGGGGCGGUGGAGAGUUUGUGCGUGGACGGGCUGCAGCAGCAGCAGCAGCGGUUCCGCAGCAUCGAAGCAGCAGCAGCAGCUUUGCUGCAGCAGUGUGUGGGGUUGCGCUGCUUGUCUCUGGUGUACGUACACCUCAGCAGCUGCGAGGGACUUCCCAAACUCCCGCUGCUGCAAACCCUAAACCUCCAAGGAAACGAAAUUGCUUCUUUCAAGGGUUUGCUGCACCAGCCCUCUCUCCAGGUGCUGAACUUGUGGGGCAAUUUGCUGUCGAGUUUCAAGUUCUUCCCGUGUCUUCCUCAACUAAAAGAACUAAACUUGAGCUGCAACCGCCUCAAAGGAGGCUUCGCCAGAUUAGCAGCAAGAGCGCCGCAGCUGCAGCUGCUGCGGCUUUCCCUCAACCCCCUCGACGACCCGCGCGAGCUGCAGCACCUCGAGCAGCUAGCUGACUUGAAGCAGCUGGAGCUUUAUGGGUGUCCUGUGGCUAGCCAGCUGCUGCAGCAAGAGUCUCCGCUGCUGCAGCGGCUGCGGGCCAGAGGCGUUCGUGUGCUGCUGCAGCAAAGCAGCAUGCCGCUGGACAUGCUGAAGCAGCUGCAGCAGAUGCAGCAGGAGCACCAGCAGCAGCAGCAGCAGCAGCAGCAGCAGCAGACGCAGCAGCAGCAGUGGGUUGCAGGUGGACAGACACCUGUAGCCAUCCGCAUCUCGCCUCCAAGCAGAAGCAGCAGCAGCAGCAGCAGCAGCAGAAGGUGCAGGCAGCACGCAGCAGUAGCUGCAGCAGCAGCAGCAGCCUCAAAAGCUACAGGAGGUGCUGCAGCAGUAGCUGCUGCUGCUGCUGCAGCAGAGGCUGCAGGGGCUCUUGCAGCUGAACUUGCUCCAGCAGCAGCAGCUGCUGCUGCUGCAGAGGCUGCUGCUGCAGUAGCUGCUGCUGCAGUAGCUGCUGCUGCAGUAGCUGCUGCUGCAACAGUGACAACAGAAGCUGCAGGGAUUCCUGCAGCUGCACAUGCUCCACAGCAGCAGCAGCAGCUGGUCCUGCUGCAGCAGCUGCAGCUGCAGCUGCAGCAGCAGCAGCAGCAGCAGCUGCUGCUGCUGCUGCUGCUGCUUCUUUGUCCCUUUUAUUUUUCAGUUUGCGUAGAGACCUUUUCUAAUUUUGUCCCUUUUUUAUUUCCCGUGUUUCCUUCGGGUGUAUCGACAGCUCGCUGCUGUCUUCAGAAUUUAAAAUGA
This is a messenger RNA of Eimeria necatrix, 1365 nucleotides long. RefSeq names its product internalin, putative. The record is from RefSeq and is a predicted model, not a curated record. The transcript has 5 exons. Gene Ontology annotation, molecular function: protein binding. Bases 1 to 1365 code for a protein of 454 amino acids. NCBI's taxonomy places the organism in Eukaryota, Apicomplexa, Conoidasida, Eucoccidiorida, Eimeriidae.